This is a messenger RNA of Lethenteron reissneri (Far Eastern brook lamprey), 4896 nucleotides long. RefSeq names its product cerebellin-1-like. Gene Ontology annotation, molecular function: protein binding. The record is from RefSeq and is a predicted model, not a curated record. NCBI's taxonomy places the organism in Eukaryota, Metazoa, Chordata, Hyperoartia, Petromyzontiformes, Petromyzontidae.
AGCACGGCGUGUUGGGCCAGUCCAUUGCCUCUGCUCCCUAUCCCCCGUAUAAACACGCACACACACGCGCAGACACAUACGCGCGCAGACACGCACGCACACGCAGACACGCACACACGCACGCACACACACGCAGGGGUAGGAGCGCAGCGCGACCGUGCGCUCAGAGAUCGCCUCUCCUCCUCCUCCACGCGGCGGAUGGAGCCAAGCGCAGUGAUGAGCGCGAGCCACCGGUGAGGGAGGAGAGCAAAGGAGCUGCGGUGCCGUGCGGGAGAGGAGGAGGCGGCGGCGGCGGCGACGGCGCGGGGAGAAGAAUCCGCCGCGGUUCCUCCCGCGGACCCCACGGGCCCCUCCAGGCCCCGCUUGUCCUCCCCGCCCUCCCCAGCGGCCCGAACCACCGCCACCACCGCAACCACCAGCACCACCAGCACCAGCACCACCACCAGCACCAUCACCAGCACUUUCACCACCACCAUGGCACCGCCACAGCGCCAGCUGCGCUCUGGGGCGACGCGCCACCUCUCCGCGGGAGCGCCUCUCCAUCCUAAUCCACCACCACCACCGCCACCACCGCCGCCGCCGCAGUUGCAGCUGCUGCUGCUGUUGUCGCUAUCCAUCGCCGUGGUCCUGGCGCCGCUGUUGCCGUCGGCGCUGGCCCAGAACGACACGGAGCCCAUCGUGCUGGAGGGCAAGUGCCUCGUGGUGUGCGACUCCAACCCCUCGGCCGACUCGGCGGAGGCGCCGUCGCCCUUCUCGGGGCCCUCGUCGCUGGGAUUCUCGGUGCGCUCGGGCGGCGCCAAAGUGGCGUUCUCGGUGGUGCGCAGCACCAACCACGAGCCGCCCGAGAUGAGCAACCGCACCAGGGUCAUCUACUUCGACCAGAUCCUCGUGAACAUGGGCAACAGCUUCGACGUGGAGUCGGGCACCUUCUCCGCGCCGCGCAAGGGCGUCUACAGCUUCAGCUUCCACGUGGUCAAGGUGUACAACAGGCAGACCAUCGAGGUGGCGCUCGUGAUGAACGGCUGGGCGGUGAUCUCGGCCUUCGCCGGAGACCAGGACGUGACCAGAGAGGCGGCGAGCAACGGGGUCCUCCUCUCCAUGGACAAGGGCCACCGCGUGCACCUCAAGCUGGAGCGGGGCACGCUCACGGGCGGGUGGAAGUUCUCCACCUUCUCCGGGUUCCUCGUCUUCCCGCUGUGAUGCGGACCCGGCACGCGAGCAGCAGCAGCAGCAGGAGCAGCAGGAGGAGGAUGAGAGAGAAGACGUCCAUUGGGCUGAGGGGCAGUGGCUCGUGGUUGGGAUUGCGAUCACGUAGUGGCAGCAGUGACGAUGGAAGCGUUUUAUGAAUUGUCCAUUAAAUAUUCAGCGUGUACAUAAUUGCGUGCUGUGUUAGGAGCCCCCAGCAGUGCCCACAGACGCACGCACACGCAUGUCAACACGCGUGCGGUCACGAUGCAGACAUCCACAAUUACACGCGUGUGCGCACACGUAGGCACACAAUACAUGUGAGCAACAGACAAAGGUCCCCCGUAUAGCCUUGACAGGCUGUUGGGGCAAGUGCUGUUCGCGAGCACCUAUGAAAGCCGGCACGGCACUCGAGGGGGUGGGGUGGCCAGUUCCACGCCCGGCCGCCUUUGUCUCCCCAACGCCGAUGUUCAAGGAUAUUCAAGGACACAAACAACUUAGCCGUAGAGCUCAUCGGAAGAAGUGCUUGUGACAGUCAACACUGACGAGGCACACAGACACAAUGGUGGUGGAGGUGGUCGUGGUGGUGGUGGUCGUGGUGGUGGUCGUGGUGGUGGUGGUGGUGAUGGUCGUGGUGGUGGUGGUCGUGGUGGUCGUGGUGAUGGUGGUCGUGGUGGUGGUGGUCGUGGUGGUGGUGGUGGUCGUGGUGGUGGUGGUGGUGAUGGUCGUGGUGGUGGUGGUGGUGGUGGUGGUGGUGGUGGUCGUGGUGGUCGUGGUGAUGGUGGUCGUGGUGGUCGUGGUGGUGAUGGUCAUGGUGGUGGUGGUCGUGGUGGUGGUGGUCGUGGUGGUCGUGGUGAUGGUGGUCGUGGUGGUGGUAGUCGUGGUGGUGGUGGUGGUCGUGGUGGUGGUGGUCGUGGUGGUGGUGAUGGUCGUGGUGGGGUAGCGGCGAGCGCAGUGCGCCACGAAGCACGGCGACCCGGGGUUCGAUUCCCGCUCGCGGGCAACACCUGUGACGAUUAUCUGAACUGGUCAUGGGGCCCUCCCUUAGGUCGACUCAGCGUCAAAUGAGUACCUAGUGCGGUGUUGUAAACGUCGCCACUGGGUGAGACAAAGGCGACCGGGCGCGGUGUUGGCCACCCGACCCCUCGUGCGCCGUGCCGGCCUUCACUAGGGGCUCGCUAACAGCACUUGCCCCGGCAGUCUCUUCAGACUAUACCGGGGAGCUUUGUCUUUGGUGUUGUUGGAGUUGCCAGCAGGACCGAACGCCCCCCCUCCCUGUUGUUGAUGUUCACAGAUUAUCAUUUAAGGCUGAGUCUACCUAUGAGUGGCCCGGGAUAGGGCAUGGGGGGGGGGGGUCAGAUAUUGAUUACCAAUUAAGUGGAUUUCCUGGGAAGUGAAACUUCGAGGUCACGGCGUGUGUGAACUACGUGCCAUCAACAAUUCCCAUACGCAGACAAAACCCAAAGCCACCAACGACGCCAUCAAGAGCAGCGCCACUCUCACUGCCACGGGCGCCACGCGGCCUCCUGCAAUGCCACCGGCACCUCGAGACGCCUUGACAACAGCGAGGCGGUCGCGGCCACUGCGUUAGGACGCUGGGAGAGCGAGGGUUGGGGCAGGGGCACCACGGUACGACUCGCAGAUCAUCAUCACCAUCACCACAAGGACGAGGUGAAUGGGAAGCUGCUGUAGUGCUGGGCUCGGGAAACGCGCGCGCGCCGCUGCAGCGAUGGACCAAGUUAGAGGCGCAGCCCUGAAACGUCUCGCUCGCGGCACUGCUGGCGGCAGGAGCCUGCGCCAGGUAGAGGGUGUUUUGGCCUCCUCUUCCACACCGACCGAGACGCGCUGGGACGUACGCUGCGUCCAUUGUUCACGCCGCCGUCGUUCAUUGCAUCGCACGCAAACAAAACACACACGGACACACACGCGUCUAGGGGCACACACACAACACACACACAACACACACACACAACACACACACAACACGCACACACAACACACACACACAACACACACACAACACGCACACACAACACGCACACAACACACACACACAACACACACACAACACGCACACACAACACACACACAACACACACACAACACACACACACAACACGCACACAACACGCACAAAACGCACAUACACAACACACACAACACACACAACACGCACACAACACACAACACACAACACGCACACACACACAACACGCACAACACACACACCACACACAUACAACACACACAACACACACACAACACACACAACACGCACACAACACACAACACGCACACACAACACACACAACACACCACACACAUACAACACACACAACACGCACACACACAACACACACACACAACACACACACAACACACACACACAACACGCACACAACCGCGCGCAGAAAGGGCACGGCGAUCGAAUUCCAAUGGAGCCGCUAUUGAACCGGCUUGUUGUUGUUGUUGUUGACAUUUUCGCGGAGUCUGGCCGAGACGCGCGACGUCCUCUCUGAUUGAGCAGCGCCACUUUUGUCGAAUCCCGCACGCAAGCAGUUGAACCCGCACACACCGCACACAACGCACCCACCGCACAGCGCACACCGCACAGCGCACACACCGCACACACCGCACACAUCGCACAGCGCACACCGCACAGCGCACACCGCACAGCGCAGACACCGCACACACCGCACAGCGCACCCCGCACACUGACUCCGCACACCAACUCCGCACACCGCACACCACCGCACACAGCGCACACAGCGCACACCGACUCCGCACACCGCACACCACCGCACACACCACACACACCGCACAACGUACACCACCGCACACAGCACACCGCACACAGCACACCGCACACGUGAGAGGCACGGGGUCAAAGGCGCAGCCCUGCAGGCGCUCGCUCUCGGCCACUGCCGGUGGAACGGUCUCCACGAAGAGGGAGCUCGCGAGUGCCUCCCCUCUCCCCUCUCCCCUCUCCCCCCCCCCCCCCGCUCUUCAGCUCUUCCUUCCACGCCUUUGAAGGGGUGAGGGGCAGCCACGCGUCGACCCCACCGCGCGCGAGCCGCCGAUCGACUCGUGGUGGUGGUGGUGAAGAGAGAUGCAUCUUUGCUGGCGGACGGGAAUGGGCGAGUUAACGACUGGAAGGCAGCAAGAGAGGAACGAGCGAACAGUUGCCACGCGUGAGCUUCACUCCGACUGCUGCGCCGACACAGAGGAGACGCAACGGAAGCGAGGCCGAUCGCCGGAUGGAUGGCUCCGUCUGUCUCGUGAGCGUGGGAAGGAGCGAUUGGAGGAUUGUGAAUCGAGAAACGGACAUUUGCCACCGAGGCAGCUCCUCGUCAUCCGUCCGGACGGCGCCGCUCGUGUCGGGGAAGUGCUCCACGCACGGUGGAGAGGCUGCGGGUUCACAUCCCCGCUGGGGAAGAGGUGGGGGGGGGGGGAGAUUUCCAGCCCUUCGUAAUCAAUCACCACCACCACCACCAUCAUCCCUAAGGUGGUCAUUAAACAAGAGAGAGCCACUUAGCGGCGAGUCAAAUCGACUGUUUGCCCUGCAGAGGGACUUGACUUCUGCCGAAGAAAUGUGGAAUUUCCAACCGAACGGAGCUGAGCACCGCUGCUCCCCGCGCUCGCGUCAGCGUGCCGGGAGAUGACUGAUUGUGACUGGCCGCCCUUUACCUCGGCAACACCCCCCACCCCAUC